GUAAAAAGACUCGGGCGUCUCGUGCGUAACGAGGAUGAUCGCAGAGAUCCAGUGAAGGUGAAUCACAGACACAGGAAGAAAGAGAGAGGAAAAGAGAGAGAGAGGAGAGAGAGAGGAGAGAGAGCAGCACUUAUUAGUCUCCUCCUCGUUCCCACACCUCAGCUGACAAGUCAGGCCAGCCUGUAACUUCAGAGUGACACACAACUAAACUCUUUACUGACACACACGGGAAGAAAACUCACAGACGCGUAAAGAGUUUCCAGAAGCGGAAUCCACGCGGUUAUGGACAGGAGGAUGAACUUGAACGGAGGUGCAGCGGAUAUUUUUCACAAAACUCUCAGCGCCGUGUCCACCAAAAAGAUGGACCCCUUCAGGUCGUCAGCCGGCAUCGAACUCCCAGCCAGGGACCGUCAGUCACCCAUCAGCUGCUUUGACCAGACCGACCCGGACCCGAUCCAGCCGGGAGGACUGGCAGGAGGUAGAGGAGGUGCACUCGGUCUGCCCACCGGAUCUUUGUGCGUCAAGUACGGCGAGAGCGCCAACAGGACCUCGGUGGCGGAGAGCAGCGGCGGAGAGCAGAGUCCUGACGAUGACAGCGACGGCAGGUGCGACAUGGUGCUUCUGGCCGACGGGCGGACAGUGCCCGCGGGGAAAGGCGAAGGAGGUAAGAAAACCAAAGAGCAGAAAAUACUGAGGCUAAACAUCAAUGCCAGAGAGAGACGGCGGAUGCACGAUCUGAACGACGCGCUGGAUGAGCUCAGAGCGGUCAUCCCUUACGCGCACAGCCCGUCGGUGCGGAAACUCUCCAAAAUCGCCACUUUGCUGCUCGCGAAAAACUACAUCCUCAUGCAAGCACAGGCGCUGGAAGAAAUGAGGCGGCUGGUGGCCUAUCUCAACCAGGGCCAGGCCAUUUCUGCUGCCUCCAUACCGGCUACCACUGCCCUCGCUGCGCCCGGCUUGGGCGCGUACGAGCAGCCGCCCGGAUACCCCUUCCCCACCGGGGUGACCGCGUCCUCCUGCCCCGACAAAUGUGCCCUGUUUAACAACGCCAGCUCCAGCCUCUGCAAACAGUGCACUGACAAGCCUUAAUUUCGGCUCUACACAGACUAACAAAGAAGCACAGGAGGGAAGAGAUACCACUUUUAAGAACACUUUUGGAGAGGAGAUCCUGCGAGGCUGCUGUUGUCCGAGUCAUUAGGCUAGAGACAAAGAAGUAAAGCCGAUGAAUACUUUUAUAAUAUUUACUAAAUGCAUUCAAACGCGCUUUUUUGUUCAAACAAUACUUGAUUGUGUAAAUAAAUCAUCCUUUAAGUGCUGGUAUGAAUGACAGAAGACCAAACAGAAGUUCAGUAGGCCUGUGAGUGAGGGUGAGUUGAUGAUCACUUGCUCAGUUUGGACCCUUUUUUUUUGGAGAUUCUGUUGACCUGACAACCUGCGACUUUUCCACCUUUCCAUCCCCACUUUCUGCUGCUUCUUCUCUUUUUUUUACUUCUUUCUUUGCAGUUUUUCUUUCAUUUUCACCACAAGCAUUUUGCUGUACUUCCUGGUGAAAGGCCUGCUCUUAAUGAACUUUUCGACUUGGGCACGUGGAAUGUCACGAACAAGAAGAAGUCAAACAAAUAAGUGAUUAAAUCAGAUCGAUAUUUAAGUGUUAACCCAGACUUGUUGAAAGUUACGCAAAGAUAUUAUAAAAGUCUUGUAUUUGGGGGCAUUGUGACAAACACAAAUCAUGGAAAAUUUAGAAAACUAGACUUGAGAUUUAUCAGCUGACUAGAUGUCUUUUGUAAUUUAUGAAUUUGGAUAUUAAUGUCGAAUAUUUUGCUGCAUUGCACACUGUAGUCUUUAUUUUCCUCUUGCAUCCUGCUUUUUUCUGCUCACACAAACAAUCGAGGUCUUCAGAUGAAUCGCAUUGUCAGGUCAAGCUGUGGGUUAUUUGUGGAUAAUUUAGUUAUUAUAAGAGCAAAGAGGGCCAUUUGUAUGUAUUUCAGUGUUGAAAAAGCUUUAUUAAAAUAUUUUGAACAACAGA
This is a messenger RNA of Xyrichtys novacula (pearly razorfish), 2026 nucleotides long. Lineage: Eukaryota; Metazoa; Chordata; Actinopteri; Labriformes; Labridae. The record is from the annotation of a GenBank genome assembly.